This is a messenger RNA of Aaosphaeria arxii CBS 175.79, 285 nucleotides long. RefSeq lists its product as uncharacterized. The coding region runs from base 1 to 285 and encodes 94 amino acids. The record is from RefSeq and is a predicted model, not a curated record. The transcript has 2 exons. NCBI's taxonomy places the organism in Eukaryota, Fungi, Ascomycota, Dothideomycetes, Pleosporales.
AUGUCUGCUGUCGACACCGCCAAACGCCCCACCGGCUACAUGUCCGACUCUGACGACGGCCACCAGUCCACAGGCGGCCGCAAAGUCACCAGCACCGCUGGCUCGAACCUCCCGCCCUCGUCCGCCAACCUCAACCGGCCCGCGGGCAACAUCGUCAAGGGCCCCGUCGACGACGACGGCAAGCUGAAAGACGCCGCGCUCCUGCUGGGCAUCAAGCUCGACCUCGAGGCCGAGAUCCACCUCACGGCGAGGAUCCGCGGUGACAUCACCAUCGGACUGUACUAG